GCAGUGCCAGCCGUGCCCCCCGGGGCACCUUCUCCGCCAGCAGCUCGAGCUCGGAGCGGUGCCAGCCCCACCGCAACUGCACGGCCCUGGGCCUGGCCGUCAACGUGCCGGGCUCCGUGUUCCACGACGCCCUGUGCACCAGUUGCACGGGCUCCUUCCCGCUCGGCUCGCUGGAGCUGGGGGCGCCGGGGACCGAGGAGUGCGAGCGCGCCGCGGUCGACUUUCUGGCUUUCCGGGACAUCCCCCCCGAGAGGCUCCAACGGCUGCAGCAGCUCUGGCUCCGACGCCUCUCCUCUGAGGACCCAGGCCCCGGCCUCUCGCGGCAGGAUGGACGAGGAGAGCCUGCAGACCGCCCUUCGGACCUACGACGCACAGCUGCAGCAGGUGGAGCUGGCCCUGGGCGCCGGCCUGGACCCCUCGGAGCUGGCCGACCUGCGCCAGCUGCAGGGGGACCUGAAGGAGCUGAUCGAGCUCACUGAGGCCAGCCUGGUGUCCGUCAGGAAGAGCAAGCUGCUGGCGGCGCUGGAUGGAGAGCGCCCAGCCCAGGAGGAUGCUGAGUAUUUGGCUUUCCAGAAGGCCAUUGCUGAGGCAGUGGAGGUGCCAGUAGCCCCCGGGGCAGAAUUGGAGACUGUUCCUACGAGAGAGGCUGGGCCAGGACCCACGCAGCCUGGGCAGGAGGAGGGCGAGGGCGAGGAGGACGGGGCAGAGUUGAGUGGGAGGAAGGUGAACGCCCCCUACUACAGUGCCUGGGGCACCUUGGAGUAUCACAACGCCAUGAUCGUGGGCACCGAGGAGGCGGACGACGGCUCCCCAGGCGUGCGCGUGCUCUAUCUCUACCCCACUCACAAGUCUCUGAAGCCUUGCCCGUUCUUCUUGGAGGGGAAGUGCCGCUUCCAGGAGAGCUGCAGGUUUUCCCACGGGCAGGUGGUCUCCGUGGGUGAGCUGCGCCCCUUCCAGGACCCGGACCUGAGCUCCCUGCAGGCCGGCUCUGCAUGUCUGGCCAAGCGGCAGGAUGGCCUCUGGUACCCAGCGCGGAUCACCGAUGUGGACAGUGGCUACUACACGGUCAAGUUUGACUCUCUGCUGUUGAAGGAGGCCGUGGUGGAGGCGGAUAGCAUCCUGCCCCCACUGCGCAAGGAGCCCGUGGGGUCCUCUGACUCCGAUGGCAGUGACACGGACGACGCCAGCUACGCCCGAGUGGUGGAACCUGGCGCUGCCGACCCCGGGACCUGCAGCUCUGCCUUCGCCGGCUGGGAGGUGCACACGCGGGGCAUCGGCUCCAGGCUCCUCGCCAAGAUGGGCUACGAGUUUGGCAAGGGUCUGGGCCGGCACGCGGAGGGCCGAGUGGAGCCCGUCCACGCCGUGGUGCUGCCGCGAGGGAAAUCGCUGGACCGGUGCGCAGAGGUGCUGCAGAAGAGAACUGGGAGUGGCCAGGCUGGUGCCUGCAGGCCCCCAAAGUGCCGGGGCAGAGGGGGCGGGCCUGGAGGCCGCCCACCGCCUCGCAGUGUGUUUGACUUCCUGAACGAGAAGCUGAAAGGCGGGGCUCCCGGGGCCCUGGAGGUGGGGGGGGCGGCGACCCCCGGGACGAGGAGUGGCAAGGAGGUUUACCACGCCAGCAGGAGUGCCAAGCGGGCCCUGAGCCUGCAGCUCUUGCAGACCGAGGAGAAGAUCGAGCAGACCCAGCGCGCCAUCCGAGGCAUCCAGGAGGCCCUCGGCCGCCACGCCGGCCGGCACAGCGUGACGGUGGCCCAGCUGCAGGAGAAGCUGGCGGGAGCCCAGCGGCAGCUGGGGCAGCUCCGGGCCCAGGAGGCGGGCCUGCAGCGGCAACAAAGGAAGGCAGACACCCACAAGAAGAUGACCGAGUUCUAGAGCCCCCGCACGUGGCAUGGACAGAGCUCAGGGACCCUGGCUCCCGCUGCCCUCGGGAAGACCGGCUGCCACUCGACAACUAGGACCCCACCAGAAGAGGGGCCAGCCCGCUCCACGGCUAGACCCCACGGUUGGCCUUCUUGCCGGCCUCGGGCGUGGGGCCACUGCCGAGCGGAGACGGGCUGCAGGGGUGCCUUCCUGAUGCUUCCUUGCCCAUUGAGCCCCCCUACCAGUGUCCCGGGGCAUCUCCUGAGCAAGGACAUUAAAGUAACUUUGUUGCGGUGUCU
This is a messenger RNA of Hippopotamus amphibius kiboko, 2156 nucleotides long. It is a transcript of the gene ZGPAT, whose product is annotated as zinc finger CCCH-type and G-patch domain containing. Gene Ontology annotation, cellular component: nucleus. Gene Ontology annotation, molecular function: RNA polymerase II cis-regulatory region sequence-specific DNA binding; DNA-binding transcription factor activity, RNA polymerase II-specific; metal ion binding. Gene Ontology annotation, biological process: negative regulation of DNA-templated transcription; regulation of transcription by RNA polymerase II. The coding region runs from base 328 to 1869 and encodes 513 amino acids. NCBI's taxonomy places the organism in Eukaryota, Metazoa, Chordata, Mammalia, Artiodactyla, Hippopotamidae. The record is from RefSeq and is a predicted model, not a curated record. The transcript is spliced from 8 exons.